AUGAAGUUUCGACUCGUAUACCUCGCGGCGGCGGCGUUGGCCGUCCCAGCUGCCCAGUCUCACCUCACCACGCGCCAAAAGUCAUCCAGCAACUGGGCCGGUGCCGUCCACACCACGCCCUCCUCCGUGUCCUUCGUCACCGGGACCGUCACGCUGCCCGAAUACAAGCGAGACCCCGGGCUCGGCGCCUCCUUCUGGGUGGGCAUCGACGGCGCAACGUGCCGCGAUGCCAUUCUCCAGACGGGCGUCGACUACCUCAACGACUCGGUGUACCCUUGGUACGAAUGGUACCCGGCCGACGCGAGGCUGUACGCGCAGCCGCUGUCCGCGCAGCCGGGCGACAGGAUCCGCAUGAGUGUCAAUGCCACGAGCGCCACGUCGGGAGUUGCUACCCUGGAGAACUUGACGACGGGGGAGGCGGCGCGUGGCGAGAUGAAGAACCAGAAGCGGCUUUGCUUGAGGGACGCCAAUUGGAUCGUGGAGCUUUUGCCAACAAAGGGUCUUAUUGACUUUGGGGUCGUCAGGUUUGAGGCGGUUGAGUGGCAUGGCGGUGAGGGGAGCAAAGGCGCGUCAGCGGCGAGGGUUUAUGAUAUUGAAAAGGCCGGGAGGAAGAGCACGAAGUGCAGUGCUGGGAAGGAUGUUGUUUGCGAGUUCUCGCAACAUCCGUAG
Metarhizium brunneum ARSEF 3297 is the source of this 669-nucleotide messenger RNA. Its product is annotated as Aspergillopepsin-2. NCBI's taxonomy places the organism in Eukaryota, Fungi, Ascomycota, Sordariomycetes, Hypocreales, Clavicipitaceae. Gene Ontology annotation, molecular function: glutamic-type endopeptidase activity. The record is from RefSeq and is a predicted model, not a curated record. Gene Ontology annotation, biological process: proteolysis.